AUGCCAGGGCCUAAAGACGCCAAGAUAAGUAAAAUAAAUCACUACCUCUGCCCCCUUGUUGCCGAACUUAAGACUUUGUAUGACAGUGUAAUGAUACCUACAGCUCAGUGUCCCCAAGAAACUCAUGUUUGCACUGCUCUGUUUCUUGCUGCCCACAAGACAUGUGGGUUUACAUCACACACCAGUGUCAAUACAUGCCAUAUAUACAACUUAGAGUGCACUAUAAUAAAUCUGAUGUACAACCCCUUCGUCGGAACCACCAAAUGCAUCAUGGAAAAGUGGAUAUCAACUGGUCUGAUCUCUAAUGCACAUCUCAUAGCUAUGCAAGACAAUGCCAAUAAGCUUCAUGUUCCUAUAGGCUACACAUCUCUCAGAAAAAAGAUAAUUAAGACAUUUCCUUUCAUAAAGGCUGAUAAAUGGAAGUCAUGGUGCCUUGUCUACUCUCCCACUGUUCUGUCUGAUCACCUUCUGCAAAAACAUUUUGACAACUGGAUGUGCUUUGUCAAUGCCUGUCAGUAUCUAGCCAUGCCAAGCUUGACGUACAGCAACCUUGCUGAGACACAUUUUUGCUUGGAGCUAUUUGGAAGAAAUUCACAGACUCUGUAUGGAGAGCAAUUCAUCACUCCAAAUAUGUACCUACACCUACAUAUCAAAGAAACGGUUCUUAACUUUGGGCCAGCAUAUGGUUAUUGGCUGUUCUGCUUUGAGCAUUUUAACAGCAUAGUUAAAUCAUAUAAAACCAACAAAAAAACGGCUUUGAGGGCACACUCUUAA
Molecule: messenger RNA, 774 nt
Organism: Phycomyces blakesleeanus NRRL 1555(-)
Lineage: Eukaryota; Fungi; Mucoromycota; Mucoromycetes; Mucorales; Phycomycetaceae
Exons: 2
Coding region: 1-774 (257 amino acids)
Source: RefSeq, a predicted model, not a curated record